AUCAACAUCAACACUCCACCAUCUUACACACUCGCACACCCACAUCUCUGGCUUACAUUACCAUUUAUCUUACUCUCCUCCCCAACAACUGCACAGGCGCCGCUCACUCUCAUCACUCCGGGCCUCCGGAGUGUCGAUCAACAAGGCCCGGCGCACGGUCAUGCAUUCGUCCCAGCCACAGAGGCUUUUCGGCCUGGGUGUGAGCCCAGGUUACGGCUCGCCGAAUCGAAAGUCAGCACCGGCACCGCUGUCGCCCACCCCUCGCGCGCCCUUUGCGUCAGAGACGGAUGACUCAAACCCCCCAUCCCCAGCACCUUAUGACACCCCGGGACGGUUCCGGAUCACGAACCCGGAUCCACCUGCCGAGGAGGACGGGAAGGCUCUUAACAAUCUGCAGGCUCAGGCUUCACGCUCAUUUGCACUCAAGCCGACCCACACCGCGCGGCCAGUAAGCAGCGCGUUCGCAGCAAUCAACUCCACUCUGGCCCCACAUUCGCCCCAAGCGCCCAGCGACCCGUUCUCCAAGCCGCUUGCCACACUUGACAACAACGACCCCAACUUCUCUCAGCCUGGCCAGAACUCGACACCAGACAAGCUCCUCCCAAACAACGGCAAUGGGGCGAUCGUGUCGUCCCGCCAAACCCGCCCCUCAAAGAGCUCAGAGUUCCUCCGCCGCCUCCGCAGCGGUAGCGAGCCGCCGUCCAACACCACCCCGUAUCAGGCCCUCUCCGACGAUGAAGAUGAGGAUGAGCGCCUCCGUCUCCCUCGGAACACGCUUCGUGCCACCAAUUCGCAUGCUCGAACUAUAGAGCCUCAGAGCCGCUGGUCGGACUCGACGGGUUCCCACGCUAGCCAGUUCCCCCUCCCGCCUCACCGAACUCCCGGGUCCUCAGCCGAAAACUCGGGCUCAGCGGAGACAUACGCAACCGCGAAGAACGGUCGACCCAAUUCCAACGCUUCUGCCGAGAGUCAGAAGCCUGCUAGGCCACGCAGUCAACCGUGGCCGAUGGCCGCCAAGGCUGGUCCCGCGGCUCCGACCACAUCCACCGCGCUCGGCGCGCACAGUCAAAACGCUGCACUUCUCGCCGCUGAAACGGGCGGCAUGGUUGUGCUCGACAACGCAUCUCGUCGGUACUCUCCCGGCGAGGGCCCAGGACAGGUCGUCAGCCAAAUGCCCAACUAUGCUCAAGUGCCUUCCGCUAGCCGUCAUGCUCAUCGCAAGUCUACCGGUGAUAUCAACUUCCGCUACCAGACCAUCCUCGAGGAAUCGCCCCGGCCGCCCGACUUUUCGCAGGCACGCUUGCCCAUUACUCCUCCAUCCUCAGACGAUGGCGCGGACCUGCGCCGUCGCGGUCAUGUGCGUGCCAACUCCGACGGCAUCGCUCUGCUCGCUCGACAGGGGACGUUGUUCCACCCAGCCAGCAGUGAUGCACGUGCAUCUCAGGAGCUCGAGGUGAUGCUCGGCAAGCCGAAGAGCCGGAGACUCAGCGCCAACGCAGUCCUUCCGGCACCCGAGACACCGAAACAGAGAGAGGUACGCCUCGAGGCGAGCAAGAAAAGCCGCGCCAGGGUUGAACUCGAUGUUGUCAUCGAGCGUGAGUGCGUUGUCGAGGGCGGCGAGCUCCGUGGCCGUCUUGAAGUUGUGGUCAGAGGUGGCAAGCGUGGAAAUGGCCUCCGCGUUGGCGCCGGCAAGCUGCGUGUUCUCGGUUACGAGGAGGUCGUAGAGGGGUCCGGGACAAACCGCCACAUCUUCUAUCAGCACCAAUACCUCCUCCCCGAGUUUUUCGAGCACGACUCCCCGCCAACCACGCUCUUCGCGUCUGGGGCCGACGAGGAGGGCUUCCGCCUCGCGCACGAGGGUACCCACGCCCUCCCUUUCAGCAUGCAGCUUCCCCUUGGUGGCGGUGCCAAGGGCGCGUUCACGGGCGACAAAAGCAAAGGACCAAACAUUCGCUACGUCGUGGUCGGAAGCGUCAAACUCCACAUCCCGAAGAGCGGCAAGCGAGCCAUAGCUCACUUCUACCGCCCCAUGGUUCUCCUCCCGUACCACAACCCGGCGCGUGUACUCGCGCCUUCCCGCCAGCCUCUUGUUGAAUUCAUCGAGUCCAGGCUGGGUUGGAGCCUCACGGGCGAGAAGGGCAAGGUGUUCCUUCAGGUCUCGCUGGGUCGGCAGACGUGGGUGGCAGGGCAGAGGGUGUGGUGCGAGGUUGGCGUGCGCAACAAUUCGAACAAAAAGAUUACGCGGUGCUCGCUCGCCAUCUUGCAGACUGUUAAUACCUUCGGCGUGCCAAAGGUCAAGGGUACGCAGGAUUUUCUGAACAUGAUCCGCCGCAAAGUGUCGGAGGAGACGAACGAGGCCGAUUUCAUGGACGUCGGGAGUGGGCACGUAACGUCCAAGAGCUGGUGGACGGGUCUCGAGCCUGGCGAGUCGAACCGUUGGGAUAUGAGUGUGCCUAUUCCGACGGGCAUGAUCUCCAUCCCGCGGUCCAAACUCGUCGAGAUUUCCUACGUGCUGCGCGUUACGCUGAACAACUCGAUUUUUGUUGACGUACCAAUCGAGCUCAUCAACUUCCUGUCUGUGGACCCGCCCCCCAUGCCCAGCGAUGCACGUCGCGCUCGUGUCCGCAUGGCAGUUGCAGGGCCGGCAGGCGCUCUUAGAUCCGGCGUAGCGUCCACGCUGUUCCCGCCAGUGCCGGAGACCCCACCGCUCCUCAUGCAGGCAUCAUCCCAGCAGCCGCAGCCUCGCGAGCUCCAGUCACACCAGGAUGCUCCUCCCACACGCCUUCCUGGUGUGCCUGAGGAUGGCGGCUUUGGAUACACGUUCGAGCAGCUCAAGGGGGAGCCCCAAGGCAACCAGCCCAUUGCUCGUAGUUCGUCCACCACCCUCGACAUUGAGGCCCUCGUCGCUCAGGGGCGCGCCCGGUCUGGGGCGGAGUAUGCUAGCUCUAGCGGCGACUCCAUGCACUCGACUGGGCACCUUCGUGUCCCAGACGAGCACAACACCGACAUGAUGCCCCGCCCCAUCUCGCCCAUGUCGAAAUAUUCUAGCGUGGGCACUGCGGUUCCCGGCUCGGCAAUGUCGACGAUUCGUGGCCGCCGUGGGUCCAACGCGUCCGAGACCGAGUCAAUCGACGAGGAGGAGCGUAAUCGCCUCGUUGUCGAGGGUCACCGCCGCGAUGGGCGCGUACACGCGCUUGCUGUCAUCGGGAAUGGUACAUCCGAACACUUGGACGCAGCAACCGAAGGUGAUGUCCGCGACGACGCAAGUGUCAUCCAUUCGAGCUUGGAGCCUCACGAGGUCCAGACCUACCGUCCCGCUGAGGAGCCCAACGGUCCGCGAUACGAAUUCGACACCGCGUCGAUCUACUCUCAGGCGGAUGGUCUUGAGCGUAGUGGCGCACCCACCCCGCACAUAGAACAGACCGAGAGCCUGGCUGACACCGAUAACGAGCAGACUCCGAUGGGCUCACCAACCGGGUCGCCCGUCACAUCACCCGUUGUUCACCCCAUCUCCAAGUUCUUGCACCACAUCAGUGAAGAGGAGGAGCCACUCACGGAUGACAUGCUUGACGACAUGGUGAGCCUGGACGGAGGUGUUGCCGGCGGAUAUCUUCAAGGGAGCGGCGGAAGUGGAGACGACGACGACGAUGACCUUGUUGCCGCCGACAUCUCAGGCGAGGAUGUGACUCCGAGGGGUUCCGCAUUCGGACGCGCAAGCCUCGAGCAGCGUCUCGCGCUUGCGUGCGGUGGCGGCGCGAUUGUCACGAAAGCUCAGACAGCGGUCGCAGCUGAGGCGCGCGAGUUCUCGCCCCAGCUUAACAAGCGUGGCGAUUUCUCCCCAGUGCCACUGCAGCAGGAGUUCGGCGCUCGCCCAGACAGUAUUGAUUAUGCCAUGCCCCUCGAGAUCGGCGACCUCAGCAUUACUAGCAAGGCCAGCACCGAGCCGGAUGACGGGUAUGAUGCUACGAGCGAGCACAGUUCCACUGUCUCGCGUUCUCCGCGAGGUCAUCGCUCGACCCACUCCCUACCUGGUGGCUGGAGCCCGCACCCAAGCACCUACGCUGAGGCGCCCAUGCUCCCGCCUCCAUCGAGUGCACGCGACAUCAGCUGGGGUGGCAAUCUCGCCGGUCGCACCGUUUCCGGCCACACGGCUAUGAUCUCGCUCGAUGACUCGCCUGUGACGCCAGCCUCCGCUACCUUCACCCCUGCCUCGGCGACCUUCGGUACGCCUGGCCCAUCGCCUCGUUCAGCAACUUUUGGCACGCAGAUACCUUACCCUCCUCCGCCCCAGGAGUACGAACGGGACAGGGAGGGGUCGUCCACACCCAACGGCAGACAGGCAGCAUUGUUCGCCGCAACUGCUGGCCUAACUCACGAGGACCUUUCUGACGAGGACCUGGAGCCUCCCAACAUCCUGCGCCGCGUCGACACCGGCGGAGCGGACAGCUUCCAUACCGCCCAGAGUGAUGGCGAAGAUAUCCCUCAACUUAAGCGCUCGUCGGACAGCGACAGUUCCGAUGACCUGCUUGAGUCUCCGCCCAUUGUCAACCAGCCGCUGUAUACAACGCCCCUCCCAGCGCCGCCUGGCCCUUCGCCGCGCACAUCGCGCAUCAUUCCUGACCGCUUCCGACCAACGCAGACAGCCCCACCUCCGCCGCCCAUGAGCGAGGAGUCGCACAUCUCGACGGCCUCCAGCUCCCACGAGAGCGGCAUCCUUCCGGCCGUCAAGGCUAGAGUGGCUCAGUUCGAGCACCGCGAGGAGGCGCUGCGACGUUUCACUGUCAACAGCAGCGCAGGCCUGCAGUCCCCUACUACCGGCCUUGCACCCCUCAGUCCCGCCCACACUAGCUCGGGAUCUUCGGGCUCCCACGGCAAUCACGGGUACACCUCCUCGCCCUCGGGCCGUCGCUCGUACACAUCAGCUCUUGGCUCUCGCGUGCCUGGUGGGUUUGGCAGCCCGCGCAGCCAGGCGAGUUUCAACCUCGAGACGCCACAGACGGCAGCUGGGGAGUUCGUUCCCGCCCAGUUCACGGGGACUACGUCGAGCAUCUCCUCCGUGCGCCAGACAUGGCACAUGCGUGAGCAGGAGGAUAACGCGAAGGGCCUUCUCCGCCAGCUCUCGAACGCAUCGAAUAGCACAACCGCGACCGACAUUGAGCGCGUCCUUACCCGUUCACCAGUGACUACGCCGCGCGGCCCGCGCCCGCCAUCGCACAAGGCAGCCAUAUUCUCCAGCAUUUCGUCGCGCGACAACCGUGAGUCAGGCAGCACGCUGAGCAUGGACGCGAGCGACCUUGGCCCGCCCAUCCACCCUCCAACGUACCGUGGCUCGCCGGCGCUUACGCCGACGCGCGAGAAGGUCUUCCUUCCUGAAGUCAUGAGCGAGACCGCAUCUCUUGCCGAGGUGCAGAGUUACGACAGCCACCGCGCACACAGCGAGGAGGGCGUGUCGUCUAGCUCCGAGUUUGGGACCACUCACUGGACGGGUGGACCGGCGCGCCUCCCACCCCUCCGGCAAGCGCGGCAGCCUUUGCCCAUGCCUGCGUUUGGGCCCAAUGGACCAAGCCAGGGGUACGGUGUGUGAUAUGAGGAGCAGAGAUUAGGCGGCCCCGACGUCGAUGGCGUCAGCACUGUAUAAGCGCGCUUUGUAGCCGGCCCCCUCGCAGGGGACACUCCGCGUAAGAUAGAUAUGUUUGAUAGUUAUGUAUGAUUUUGCGAAGU
Molecule: messenger RNA, 5721 nt
Organism: Cutaneotrichosporon oleaginosum
Lineage: Eukaryota; Fungi; Basidiomycota; Tremellomycetes; Trichosporonales; Trichosporonaceae
Source: RefSeq, a predicted model, not a curated record